AAAAGGCUUCGACCUUCCGUCUCUCUUUUUCCCUGGUUUCCAGGAGACUUUACAUAUCUGACAUUCAAUAUGCCUGUCGUAAAUCCCGAACAACUGGUUGCGCUGCAGCGAAAUCCAGAAGGCAUCAGAAAUAUUUGCAUCUUAGCACACGUUGACCAUGGAAAAACAUCCCUCACAGACGCACUUAUUGCCACGAACGGCAUCAUCUCCCCAAAGCUGGCAGGCAAAAUAAGAUACCUCGAUUCCCGACCAGAUGAACAGACUCGAGGCAUUACAAUGGAAUCAUCCGCCAUUUCGUUAUACUUCUCUAUGCUACGAAGAUCUGCGCCAGAUGCCACGCCCGAACAAAAAGAAUACCUCAUAAAUUUGAUAGACUCACCAGGACAUAUCGAUUUCAGCAGCGAAGUGUCGACUGCAUCCCGGCUAUGCGAUGGUGCUGUUAUCCUAGUGGAUGCGGUUGAGGGUGUGUGCAGUCAGACUGUAACAGUCCUUCGUCAGGCAUGGGUAGAACAUAUGAAGCCUUUACUGGUCAUCAAUAAAAUGGACCGUCUCGUCACAGAGCUGAAGAUGACACCGGGCGAGGCCUAUACCCACUUGAGCAAAUUACUAGAACAAGUCAACGCUGUCCUCGGAAGCUUUUUCCAAGGUGAGAGAAUGGAAGAAGAUCUGAACUGGAGAGAAAGAAUGGAUGAGAGAAUUGCUGCAGCUGCAGCCAAGGAACAAGAACGAGCACAAAAGGAUGAUAUUAAUGGAGCAAACGGCACUUCGAUAGACACGGAGAGCAUGAUUUCUUCGAACAAUGAAUACGAAGAAAGAGAUGACGAAGACAUCUAUUUCGCACCGGAGAAAAACAAUGUUAUUUUCAGUAGUGCCAUCGAUGGAUGGGCAUUUACUGUCCGACAAUUUGCUAGUCUUUACGAGAAAAAGCUAGGAAUCAAACGAACUGCAAUGGAAAAAGUACUAUGGGGAGACUUCUACUUAGAUCCGAAGACGAAAAAGGUCUUGGCUCAAAAGCAUCUGAAAGGACGAAAUCUAAAGCCGAUGUUUGUUCAACUAGUGCUUGACCAGAUCUGGGCUGUAUAUCAAGCUACGACAGGCGGUGACAAUGGGAAGGGUGACCCUGUCCUCACGGAAAAGAUAACCAAAAGCUUGAAUAUUACUCUUCCGUCACAUAUCACACGAUCUCGAGACCCUCGAGCUAUUCUCACAACACUAUUCAGCUCUUGGUUACCAUUAUCUACAGCACUUUUAGUCUCGGUUAUCGAAUCUCUACCGUCACCACCUGCAGCCCAAGAAAGCAGACUUCCAGCCCUCAUUGAUGCUUCGCCUGGUUUUACGCAUGUAGAUCCCGUCCUCAGGGAUGCUAUGAUUAAUUUCAAGACCUCAAAGGCUGCCCCAAUCGUUGCGUACAUCAGCAAGAUGGUUUCCAUACCAGAGAGCGAAUUACCAGAGAACAAACGUCGAGGAGGAGCUUUAAGUCCAGAAGAAGCCAGGGAAAUGGGUCGUCGAAAACGUGCUGAAAUCGCAAGAGCCCGAGCUCUAGAGGAUGGUGGAACACCUGAUCCUCUUGACAAUCUCACUGAAGCAAUCGGAGGAACUAGCCUAGAAGUCCCAGCUGAGGAAGAACAGACACCCAAUCGAGAACAUCUUAUUGGAUUUGCCAGAAUCUACUCUGGUACACUGUCAGUGGGAGACUCGGUUUACGUUAUCCCUCCGAAGUUCACACCUGCGAACCCUCAUCAAAGUCCAGAGCCGCAAAAAGUCACCGUCACGGCUCUGUACCUUCUGAUGGGUAGAGGCCUUGAACCUCUUACUUCUGUCCCUGCCGGCGUUGUUUUUGGUAUUGGUGGUUUAGAGGGUCACGUACUGAAGUCUGGCACGAUAUGCAGUCAACUUGAAGGGAGUGUCAACCUCGCAGGUGUUAACAUGGGCUCUCAGCCUAUAGUUCGAGUCGCUUUGGAACCUGAAAAUCCUGCUGAUCUCGAAAAGAUGAUUCAGGGCCUGAAACUCCUCGUUCAGAGUGAUCCUUGUGCCGAGUACGAACAAUUUCAAAGUGGAGAGCACGUACUUUUGACCGCUGGUGAACUACAUCUUGAACGCUGUUUGAUAGACUUACGAGAGCGGUUCGCCAGGUGUGAGAUCCAGGCUGGUGAGCCGAUUGUACCUUACAGGGAGACAAUAGUUAGAGCAGAAGAGAUGAAACCGCCUGCAAGUAAAGAGCUCGGCAGAGGCACAGUUAUUGCUUCCACAACCUCAAAGCAAGUCACCGUCAAGAUCAAUAUCCGACCAUUGCCAGCCGAAGUCACAGAGUUCCUAGCGAAGAACUCAGCAGCCAUACGGCGAUUAUAUGCGGACCGACAGGCAGCAGAGAAGGGCGCUCAAUCAAAUGGUACAGUCGAGAAGGAAGAUGUUGACGAGGACGGUUUAGUAGACAGUACCAAGGUCUUGUCCUUACCAGAGUUCAAGAAGCAGCUUCAAGCCGCUUUCGACAGUGUUAAAGGCCAAAGAGAAAUUUGGGCAAACACUGUGGAGCAAAUAACUGCUUUUGGGCCUAGAAGAACAGGGCCAAAUCUGCUGAUUGACAGGACGGAUGAUGCAAUCUGUGGCAAGUUCCUUCGAGAUAAUCCAUCGGAUGAAAAGGAGCAAACAGUAGGCGAGACUCUUCAAGCACGGGAUUUCUCAGACAAGAUCAGCUAUGCAUUCCAACUUGCCACCGCACAAGGACCACUAUGCAAUGAACCUGUUCAAGGUAUUGCCGUCUUCCUUGAAGAGGUGACAGUUACACAGACAGACGAGGAGUCUUCUACGAGAGAUAAUCUCGGUCGCCUCACAGGAGAAGUGAUCAAGACGGUACAACAAGCAAUUAAGCAAGGCUUUCUGGACUGGAGUCCGAGACUGCUACUCGCCAUGUACUCAUGUGAAAUCCAAGCAAGCACUGAAGUCCUUGGUCGCGUCUACGAUGUCCUCACCCGACGUCGCGGUCGAGUCCUCUCCGAAGCCAUGAAAGAAGGUACCCCGUUCUUCACCAUCCAAUCACUUCUCCCCGUGGCGGAGUCCUUCGGCUUCAGUGACGAGAUCCGAAAGCGUACAUCAGGAGCCGCCUCUCCGCAACUCAUCUUCCAGGGUUAUGAAAUCUUGGAUGAAGAUCCGUUCUGGGUUCCAUUCACGGAAGAUGAUUUGGAAGAUCUGGGAGAGUUGGCUGAUAAGGAAAAUGUAGCAAAGAGAUAUAUGGAUGGUGUGAGGAAGAGGAAAGGCUUGAUGGUUCAAGGAAGGAAGUUGGUGAAGGAUGCCGAGAAGCAGAAGACCCUGAAGAGGUGAUUUAGUUCGGUGUAGUUACUGUGCACACUAGCGGAGUUGAUUGUAGAUGAAUACCACUUGGUGUGUUAGGGAUAUCAAAAAGCAUUUGUCUUAGCUUUGAGAUGAAUUGCGACAUAAGUUGAUUUCAAGG
This is a messenger RNA of Mollisia scopiformis, 3448 nucleotides long. RefSeq names its product P-loop containing nucleoside triphosphate hydrolase protein. Gene Ontology annotation, biological process: cytosolic ribosome assembly. Gene Ontology annotation, cellular component: cytosol; ribonucleoprotein complex. Lineage: Eukaryota; Fungi; Ascomycota; Leotiomycetes; Helotiales; Mollisiaceae. The transcript has 6 exons. Gene Ontology annotation, molecular function: ribosome binding; GTP binding; GTPase activity. Bases 70 to 3318 code for a protein of 1082 amino acids. The record is from RefSeq and is a predicted model, not a curated record.